Aspergillus aculeatus ATCC 16872 is the source of this 1521-nucleotide messenger RNA. RefSeq names its product translation initiation factor 4B. Lineage: Eukaryota; Fungi; Ascomycota; Eurotiomycetes; Eurotiales; Aspergillaceae. The record is from RefSeq and is a predicted model, not a curated record. Gene Ontology annotation, molecular function: RNA binding. The transcript has 5 exons. The coding region runs from base 1 to 1521 and encodes 506 amino acids.
AUGUCGCUAGGCAACUUCUUGGCUGAUGAGUCCCUCGGCUCUUGGGCCGAUGAGAUGGACGACAUGCCUUUGCCUGCCCCUUCCUCGACCAGCUUCGGAGGCGACCGCCGCCCUAUGGGCCUUGCCUCUUCUUCCGGCUUCGGUAAUGGAUUUGGUGAACGCGAGCGUGGUGGUUACGCUGUCAGAGAGCCUCUCCCUCUUCCUACUCAGCCUCCCUAUACCGCCCACGUCGGUAAUCUGUCCUUCGAUGCGGCUUCUGCCGAUAUCUCCGAUCUCUUUGCCGAAUGCGGUGUGACCAACGUCCGUGUUGUGGAGGACAAGUUGACCAAGGCCCCCAAGGGAUUCGGAUAUGUCGAGUUUGAGACUGUCGAUGGUCUGAAGAAGGCUCUCGACCUCUCUGGCGCCACUCUUCAGGGAAGAGCGAUCCGUGUCAGCAUCGCUGAGCCUCCCAAGGAGCGCGAUGUCAAGGAAUUUGACUGGACCCGCAAGGGCCCUCUUCCGGAUGCUCCCCAGCGCCGCGUCCCUGAACGCUCCAACUUCGAUCGCUCCAACUUCGGACGCAACAUGGAUAACAUGUCUGAUGCAGGCAGUGAACGCGGCGGUAACAACCGUCGCAGCAACUUCGAGAGCGAUGGCAAGUUCCGCGAUUUCAACAACUGGGAGCGCAAGGGCCCUCUGUCCCCUCCCGCCCCCGUGAGGGAAGGUCGCCCCCGCAGCAACGAAGGACCUGGUUUCAGACGCAGCUCCCCCGCCUGGGGUGAGGGCCGCUCCCACGAGGGACCCUCUGGUGAGGGACGCUCUCAGGAUGGCUCUCGUCCUCCUCGCCGCGAAUUCCAAGAACGUCAAGAACGCACGCCCACCGCUGCCGACCUCGACAACGCAUGGCGGUCCAGAAUGCGCCCCGAUCAGCCCAAGGAGUCCAGCAACCCCCCUUCGCCUGCUGCCGCCCCUGCCGCUCCCGCUGCUCCUAGCCGCCCCAAGUUGAACCUCCAGAAACGGACUGUGACUGAGUCUUCGUCCCCGGCUGCCGGCGGCGAGUCCAAGGCCAGCAUCUUCGGUGGAGCUAAGCCCAUCGACACCGCUGCCCGCGAGAAGGAAGUUGAGGAGCGUCGCCAACUUGCCAUCCGCCAGAAGAAGGAGGCUGAUGAGAAGGCCAAGGCUGAGAAGGGCGAGAAGCAACGCGCUUCCAAGGAGCAGGGCAAGACCGACAAGCCGGUGUCUACGGCUGACCCCAACGGAAGAGACGUCACCGACACUCCUCAGGGUGGCAAGAACUUCGAUAUCCUCCGGCAGGCCGGUGAGGAAGAGGGUGCCGAGAAGGCUGAACAGGAUCAGGGCGAGGAAACGGCUGCUAAGGGCGCUGAGGCUGCUGCUACCGAUGCGGCUGCCAGCAAGACUAACGGCAGCUGGCGGAGCGCCCCCGCUGAGGCCCAGGCUGGAGCCGCCGAUGAGGAGGGCUGGAGCACGGUUGGCUCGGGGAGACAGCGCAACAACCGCCGCGGUGGCCGUACGUUCGCAUAG